GUGCGUGCCUGCCUGCCUGCCUGACCGGACCAGAAAAAAGGGUCCGGCUUGGACUCGAGUGGCGCCGGCGAGUCGGGACGGCGAGGGGGCCAGCGGCGAAGCAGCGAGAGGUGGACUCGCACUCGGGCGGCGCCGGCGGGUCGAUACGACGAAGCGCUCGCUGCAGGACAGCCGCGAAGCAGCGAGAGGUGGCCUGGGACUCGAGCGGCGCCGGCGAGUCGAGACGGCGAGCUGCUCGCUGCAGGCCAGCGGCGAAGCAGCGAGGGGUGAACUGGGACUCGAGCGGCGCUGGGGGGUAGCGCGCCAGACCUGAACUGGUCGAGCUGGCGGCGGCUCCCUGGUGCGGGGCAGGGAGUCGGCGGCGGAGCGGGGCGGCCGGCGUCGAGCUGCGGCGGAGCAGAGGAGGACUGGAACAUCUUGGGCCACUAGUCAGGUCAGGGCUUCUGCACAGGUAUGAUAGGGACCUACGAUCCACUGCUCGGGGCGCAGGUUGUGCAAAGAACUGCUGCGCAAGGAAGUGUUCUCCAUCAGCUAUCCUUGAUUUGGCGAGGGAUCGAACCUUUCGUCUUCCUUGGAGCGGCUGUUGGUUUGGGUUGGGCAGCAUGGACGUACUACGAUCGUAAGGCGGCUAUGCGCACCUACGGACGCCACAUCACCGGCAAGGGAGUCGGACUGGUUGUCGGCCGUGAUGAUGAGAUCGACCGCGUUAUUUCCAUCCUCUGCCGCAAGACCAAGAACUGCGCCGCGCUGGUUGGCCACGCGGGGGUUGGCAAGACUGCAAUCGCCGAGGGGCUCGCACAGCGCAUCGCUACCGGCAAGGUACCUGCUGCGCUUGCCGGGGCACGUGUCGUGGAGAUCGACCUUGGGGCCAUGGUUGCUGGGACCGUGUUGCGUGGUAUGUUUGAGGAACGAAUGAAGAGCGUGAUAAAGCAGGCAGAGAAUGCGGGCGGCAAGAUAAUUCUCUUCAUCGAUGAGAUGCACGUGAUUCCUGGUGCUGGUGAUAGCCACGGAAAUACAGACGCUUCCAGCAUGCUGAAGCCGGCUUUGGCCCGUGGUCGUAUCCGCUGUGUAGGUGCGACGACUUUUGAUGGUUACCGCAAUUGCAUUGAGAAGGAUCCUGCACUCGAGCGGAGAUUCCAGAAGGUGCACAUUGAGGAGCCAAGCACGCAGGCAACAAUUGGCAUUCUGCGGGGGCUAAAGCAGCAGUAUGAACAGCAUCAUGGCUUGGAAAUCCAAGAUGCUGCUCUUGUUGCUGCUGCUCAGCUUGCUGCCCGCUACAUCACUGGUCGUCAAUUUCCGGAUAAGGCUAUUGAUCUGAUUGAUGAGGCGUGCAUUGCCACAAUAAAAAGGGUGAUACCUGCAAAUUCAGUGAAGAGAGCAGUUGUUCUACCAAAUGAUGUCGCACAAGUUGUGAGCCAAUGGACUGGAAUUCCUGUAUGUGCACUUGAGCAAGAGGAGAAGGAUAAGUUAAUCCACCUAGCAGACAGGCUUCAUGAGCGAGUUGUUGGCCAGGAUGAAGCGGUAAAUGUGGUUGCUGAAGCAGUGUUAUGUUCCUUGACUGGCCUUGAUCAUCCGGGCCAACCCAUAGGAUCUUUCCUCUUCUUGGGCUCAACUGGUGUCGGAAAGACAGAGCUUGCAAAAGCUCUCGCCGAACAGCUAUUUGCGAGUGAGAAGAUGUUGGUUCGCUUCGACAUGUCUGAAUAUGUUGGCAGCGGAUCUGUUUUGCGUCUCAUUGGAGCACCCCCAAGCCAUGAUGGCUAUGAUGACGGCGGGCAACUGACUGAGAAAGUUAGGAAUCGCCCAUACAGUGUGAUCCUUUUCGAUGAGGUAGAGAAGGCAGAUCCCUCGGUGUUGAACAUUUUUAUUCAACUUCUUGAUGAUGGUGUGUUGACCGAUGGCAAAGGACGGACGGUAGAUUUCAAGAAUACCAUCAUCAUUAUGACCUCAAAUCUAGGAGCAGAGCACCUCACAGCAGGAAUGGCUGGAGAAAUCACAAUGGAUGCUGCACGUGACCUUUUGAUGAAACAGGUUCAGAAACACUUCAAACCUGAGUUCCUCAACAGGCUGAGUGAGAUUGUUGUAUUUGAGCCGCUUUUGCAUGACAAACUGAAGGAGAUUGUGAAAAUCCAAAUGAAGAGCGUCAUUGCCAGGGUGGCUGACAAGGGCAUCUCUCUUUUUGCAAGUGAUGCUGCGUUGGACGUCAUUUUAUCGGAAUCAUACAACCCAAUGUACGGUGCAAGGCCCAUCAGGAGAUGGUUGGAAAAGAAUGUGAUGACUAAGCUGUCCCAAAUGCUGGUGAAGGGUGAGGCCAGUGAAGGCUCGAUGAUGUCCAUCGAUACUACGGAUGACAGGAAUAAGCUCAAGUAUGAAGUAGCGAAGAAGGCCGAACUUUCUGGUGUCGUCUGCAACACCGACAGCGGUGGUAUGGCGACCGUGGUGAGUCCGAUAAAAAGAAUUGUCUCUCUAUUAACGAGGGUGACGAGAAAGCAUCCUGAAGGGCCUGCGCUCAAGACCUUGUAACGUGAGUCAAGACAUAGAUCAGUUAAAUUAUGAGGAAAGCUAAACUCAUGCUAUAACUAAUAUGAGCACUUCCCCUGUGCUUGGAAAGUUCAACUCUUAACAGGAGGUUUAACAACUGCUGAGGAAAGCUGGUUAGUUCAGCCUAUGCGGAGGUUUGUGUGGUUGUACCUUUACAGUGUGGUAUCUAGGAAUUGUAAUUCUCUCAUUGUGUUCAUCUUUUGGCAAACCAAGGCUCAUGGAAUUUGAAAUCCAACUACAUCCUUGAGUCAGUAGAUGACAUCCAUUGUUCUGUAACUUUGUACUUCGUAGCACAUACAGUGAAUGCAUUAGUGACAUUGCAGA
Molecule: messenger RNA, 2862 nt
Organism: Triticum aestivum (bread wheat)
Lineage: Eukaryota; Viridiplantae; Streptophyta; Magnoliopsida; Poales; Poaceae
Product: chaperone protein ClpB1
Exons: 7
Coding region: 454-2520 (688 amino acids)
Biological process (GO): cellular response to heat
Cellular component (GO): cytoplasm
Molecular function (GO): ATP hydrolysis activity; ATP binding
Source: RefSeq, a predicted model, not a curated record